AUGGUUUCUGGCUUUCCGCUUGCUAGGGUUUGCCACACUUACAUUUUUUCCGCCCUCACGGAAAAUUUGUGGCUCUUAAUUUGUAACUGCGCCGCUUCUAGGGUUUCGCCUCAUUCCUCAACGAUUUUACCACAAUGACCGGCAAAAAUGUCAUCUCCGACGAUGAAGAUGAGAUUGGAGUCGAAGAAGAAGAAAGAGACGAGGAGCCUUAUGGAGACCGCGGCGGUGAUCCUGGCGGUGACGAUGAAGAUGAAGAAGACGACGAGGAAGGACAGGAUGAAUAUGAAAAUGAUGGAUUUAUAGUGAACGAUGUCGAUGAAGAAGAGGAUGAGGAAGAAGAUCGAGUUGAUAGUGAUGAGGAGCAGAAGAAAAAGAAAAGAAAGAAAAGGGAUCAAUUCAUGCUUGAUGAGGAUGACUAUGAACUCCUCCAAGAAAGCAAUAUAUCUGUCAAUCGUUCAAAGCUCGAAAGUAAGAAGUUUAAGAGACUGAAGAAGGCUAGGAGGGAUGCAGAAGAAGAGCCUUCCGGGUUUUCCGAUGAAGAAGAAUUUGAUAGAAGUGGGAAGGGUGGGCGUACUGCAGAGGAGAAGCUCAAGCGUAGUUUGUUUGGUGAUGAUGAUGGGCAACCUCUUGAGGAUAUUGCAGAGGAGGAUGAACAGCUUGAAGAAGAAGAUGAUGCAGACAUUGGUGAGGAGGAUGAGAUGGCUGAUUUCAUUGUUGAUGAAGAAGAAGUUGAUGAGCAUGGAACCCCUGUUAGGAGAAAGAAACCUAAGAAAAACAGACAGCGCCCGGGGAUUUCCUCAUCUGCACUGCAGGAAGCACAUGAAAUUUUUGGUGAUGUUGAAGAUCUCCUGAGGCUUCGCAAGAUAGAUGUGCGAGACAGGUUUGGUGAAACUAGUGAAAGGAGUCUUGAAGAUCAGUUUGAUCCAAGUGUGCUUUCUGAAAAGUACAUGACAGAAAAGGAUGAUCAAAUACGGGAAAUCGAUAUUCCUGAAAGAAUGCAGAUAUCCGAGGAAAGUACAGGCCACCCCCCAACAGAUGAGUUCAGUGUCAAAAUGGAGACCGAGUGGAUAUACAAUCAACUUGUCAGUGGUAUGGUACCUUUGUUCAACAGGAGUGGUACUACAAAUGAAGAAGUAGAUGAUGAGCUGAAGCGGCAUAUAGCUAGAUUCUUGGAGUUGAUUCACGUUCAGAAUUUAGACGUCCCGUUCAUUGCUAUGUACAGGAAAGAGGAAAUAUUAAGCCUUCUAAAGGAUCCAACUGAACGCGAAGCUGGCAUUGAAAAUGAUAUGAAUCAAAAGCCCACGCUGAAGUGGCACAAGGUGCUUUGGGCAAUUCAGGACUUGGAUCAGAAAUGGCUUCUUCUUUUGAAAAGAAAAAGUGCUCUACAGUCAUAUUAUACUAAGCGAUUUGAAGAAGAGAGAAGGAGAGUGUAUGAUGAGACACGCCUUAGAUUAAAUGAACAGCUGUUUCAGUCAAUCACUAAGUCACUCGAAGCUGCUGAUUCGGAAAGAGAAGUGGAUGAUGUAGACUCAAAAUUUAAUUUGCAUUUCCCUCCGGGCGAAGUUGUCCUAGACGAAGGCCAGUUUAAAAGACCAAAGAGAAAGUCACAUUACAGCAUUUGUAGUAAAGCUGGACUGUGGGAGGUUGCAAGCAAAUUUGGUUACAGCUCUGAGCAAUUUGGUUUGCAGAUAUCUCUGGAGAAAAUGAGAAUGGAUGAAUUGGAGGAUGCUAAGGAAACACCAGAGGAAAUGGCUUCUAAUUUCACCUGUGCAAUGUUUGAGAUACCUCAAGCGGUAUUGAAAGGUGCAAGGCACAUGGCGGCGGUUGAAAUUAGCUGUGAACCAUGUGUUAGGAGACAUGUGCGCAGUAUUUUUAUGGACAACGCUGUAGUGUCAACUAGUCCUACACCUGAGGGAAACACAGCUAUUGAUUCUUUUCACCAGUUUUAUGGAGUAAAGUGGUUGAAGGACAAACCACUUAAUAGAUUUGAGGAUGCUCAAUGGCUUUUGAUUCAGAAAGCUGAAGAGGAGAAGCUCUUGCAAGUUACUAUAAAGCUGCCUGAAGUAGUCCUUGAUAAGUUGAUAAGUGACUCAAAUGAUUAUUAUUUGAGUGAUGGUGUAAGUAAAUCUGCUCAGUUAUGGAAUGAGCAGAGGAAACUGAUUCUUAAUGAUGCAUUUAACAAUUUUCUUCUUCCUUCAAUGGAAAAAGAAGCUAGAUCACUGCUGACAAGUAGAGCGAAAUCAUGGCUACUAUCAGAUUAUGGGAGGCUAUUGUGGGAUAAAGUAUCUGUUGCACCAUACCAACGGAAAGAGAAUGAUGUCAGUUCUGAUGAAGAAACUGCACCCAGGGUUAUGGCUUGCUGUUGGGGCCCUGGGAAGCCAGCGACUACCUUUGUGAUGUUGGAUUCAUCUGGAGAAGUUUUGGAUGUGUUGCAUGCUGGUUCCCUCAGCAUUCGUGGUCAAAGUGUCAAUGAACAGCAACGUAAAAGAAAUGAUCAGCAGAGAGUGCAAAAGUUUAUGAUGGACCAUCAACCACAUAUUGUAGUUUUAGGAGCAAAUAAUUUGUCUUGUACGCGGUUGAAGGAGGACAUUUAUGAGAUAAUAUUCAAGAUGGUGGAAGAUAAUCCUCGUGAUGUUGGUCACGAGAUGGAUAAUCUGAAUAUUGUCUUUGGCGAUGAAUCUUUACCGCAUCUGUAUGAAAAUUCUCGUAUCUCAGUUGAUCAGCUUCCUUCACAAGAAGAUGAUGCCAAUGACGACGACGAUGUCCUGGAAAUGGCGAUCGAGCAUGUCAGGGAGAAGCCACAUUUACUGAGAGCUGUAGAUGUUCAUGAAUAUGCUGAGCAGAAAAAUCAUCUGAACAAGAAAGAAACCCUCAAUGAUAUUAGAUUGGAAUUGAUGGAAGGUUUUCAGGAUCGUCGCAGACCCUUUGUAGAACCAAGUCAGGAUGAAGAGUUUGGCAUGAUCACUGGAGAGACUGAAGAGGAACUCUCUGAAGGAAGAAUUGUGCAGGCCACAGUUCGAAAGGUUCAGGGUCAGAGAGCAAUUUGCGUCCUUGAAUCUGGAUUAGCUGGCAUUCUCAGUAAGGAGGAUUACAUGGAUGAUUGGAGGGAUAUCAAUGAGUUAAAUGAGAAGCUGAGUGAGGGUGAUAUUUUGACUUGCAGAAUUAAAUCAAUUCAGAAAAAUCGCUAUCAGGUGUUUUUAACUUGUAGAGAAAGUGAAAUGAGGAGUAACCGUUACAAGAGUCACAGAAUGACAGAUCCUUACUAUCAUGAAGAACGCGGUACUCUGCAAACUGUUCAGGAAAAAGCUCGCAAGGAGAAGGAACUUGCAAAGAAGCAUUUCAAGCCGAGAAUGAUCGUUCACCCACGCUUCCAAAAUAUAACGUCUGAUGCUGCGAUAGAGUUUUUGUCUGACAAGGAUCCCGGUGAAAGUGUCAUACGCCCUAGUUCUCGUGGGCCAUCAUUUUUGACAUUGACUCUGAAAGUUUAUGAUGGGGUAUAUGCGAACAAGGACAUUGUAGAAGGUGGAAAAGAGCACAAGGAUAUAACCAGCUUGCUUCGGAUCGGGAAAACACUGAAAAUCGGAGAGGAUACAUUUGAAGAUCUUGAUGAGGUAAUGGAUCGUUAUGUAGAUCCACUGGUAGCUCAUUUGAAGUCAAUGCUGAAUUACCGAAAGUUCAGGAGGGGUACUAAAACUGAAGUUGAUGAGCUCCUCAGAAUUGAAAAGGCCGAGAAUCCUAUGAGAAUUGUAUAUUGCUUUGGAAUAUCUCACGAGCAUCCUGGCACAUUCAUCUUGACGUAUAUACGGAGUUCUAAUCCUCAUCACGAGUACAUAGGUCUCUAUCCAAAGGGAUUUAAGUUCCGGAAACGAAUGUUUGAGGAUAUAGACCGUCUUGUGGCUUAUUUUCAGAAACAUAUUGAUGACUCAUCUGACUCUACUCCAUCGCUACGAUCAGUUGCUGCUAUGGUGCCAAUGAGGAGUCCUGCAACUGGGGGCUCAUCUGGGUCUGGUGGUGGGUGGGGCAAUUCAUCCAAUGAUGGAGGCUGGAGAGGAGGCCAGUCUUCAGACAGAGACAGGAAUUCUGGUCCUAGAAGUGGGAGGGGUGAUUACAGAAAUGGUGAUGGGCAUCCCAGUGGAGCACCUAGACCAUAUGGUGGGCGAGGACGUGGACGUGGCCGGGGCCGUGGGUCAGAUUCUUAUGGUAAUGGCAGGGGUGACAGGCAGGACCAAGACCGUGGUUCACAAAGGUGGGGUUCCAAGGAUGGCGAUGGUGGUGGUGGAUGGGGGAGUGGCUUCUCUGGAUCAAAAGCCCAGGAUUCACCGGGCGGUGGUAGUUGGGGAGGCGGCGGUGGUGGUGGUAAUGCUGGUGAGGGCAGCAGCACUGGUUGGGGUAGCUGGGGAGGAGAUGCUGGUGGUUCGGGUGCGGAUGCAGGUAAUUCAGGGUGGGGAGAUGCCAAGAAGAGUUCAGAUGGUGGUGGUUGGUGAUAAAUAUCAGGAUGUUCUUGUAAUUUUUAUUAUCUAUACUACUGAAUUCUCGUGUUGAAUAGGCGUUCAGCUCCUAGCUUCUUUCUUGGACAAUCUACUAUCAGUUGGUCUAUUUUGAAUCUUUCAUUCUGAUUUCUA
Salvia hispanica is the source of this 4622-nucleotide messenger RNA. The record is from RefSeq and is a predicted model, not a curated record. NCBI's taxonomy places the organism in Eukaryota, Viridiplantae, Streptophyta, Magnoliopsida, Lamiales, Lamiaceae.